AUGCAUCGUAGAUCGCGUACACCAAUACGACACAAUCCGUACCAAACACCACCAAGGCCUACCACCACUGCAGCUCAUUCAACCACACCAGGCGAUGUUGAUCCUGACUCCUCUCCAGCAGCAUUUCGCAUGGGAGGAUACGAACUUAUCAGCAGUCCUUUCUUUGAUGAUCACUUUCCUUCUGUCAGUUCAUCUACACAACAUGAUCAAUUCAGCAUCUUACCUGAUGUUCCACCUCCAGAAACAGCACAGGAACGAUUGAGAAACAUUAGGCAGGACGCUCUGAGUUACCAUUUACCAGGAACAGCUUGCUUUAUUGGAGAAAAAUUGAUGGUUACGACAGAUUCAUUGAAUGAUAUAUACCAGCUUGCUCUUUGCUAUUAUCAAGUACAGCAAUAUGAACGAGCAUUAGAUACUCUAAAUAAAAAACAGACGAUAAAUAAAAGUGUCAAAGCAAGAUAUCUGGCAGCCCUAUGCUCGCUGGCUCUAGGAAAUGCGAGAGACGUUUUGGACUACCUUGGAAAGAAAAAUCCGUUUUCAGGAAAAGGUACGGUAAAAGGAAGAAGAAAGGAUAUAUCAAAAGGCCAUGCAGAAGAGGACGAAUCGGAGGGUUGUAUAAAGUUGGAAUCCGUAAUGUGUUAUGUGCGAGGAAAGGCGUAUAUGCUAUUGAAAGACAUUGACAAUGCAAGGGAAUGUUUUAAAGAAGCAUUAUUAAUAGAUCUAAAAUGUUAUGAUGCACUAGAAGCACUUGUGAAAUACAACAUGAUGGGAGAGCAUGCAGAGUGGGAAUUUGUGAUGACGCUUCCUUUCGAUGACCACUGUGGACCUGAUGCAGAAUACUUUCGAUAUUUAUACGGCCUUAAACUAAAAAAGAACAUUCUAAGCGACAGAUACAUGGAUCCAGAGUCAGGGAACCUGUCCAACAGUUUAGAUGUCCAACUAAGUACCGCUGAACGUUAUUUCUCUGAAGGACGAUAUGAAGAUUGUUUAAGUGUGUGUAAAAAGAUCAGAACACAAGACCCCUAUUUCAAAGAAUCAACGCCUAUGCUCCUUGCAUGUUUAUUUGAGUUGGAUAUGAAGGUAGAACUGUAUGAAUAUGCACAUGAACUUGCCGAUAAGUCACAGCACGAAGACAUUGCCUAUCAUGCCAUAGGGCUAUACUAUCUGUACAUUAAAAAGAAUCAAGAAGCUAGGCGAUUCUUUACCAAAGCCAUCAAUCUCAAUCAAUUUGCAGAGCACUCUUGGUUAGGCUAUGCUCAAUCAUUUUCUGCUGAAAAAGACCAUGAACAGGCUAUUAGCGCAUAUAUGACAUGUAUCCGGCACAUACCAGGAUCUUAUAUACCCUUAAUGCAUAUCGCAAUGGAAUACAUGGAACAAAACAAUAUGGAAGCCGCCAUUGAAUACUUUACGAAAUGUCUUGCAAAAAACAACACCGACCCGUUUCUGUAUAAUGAAGUAGCUGUCUAUUAUUAUAAAAAAGGAUUAUAUAUUCAAGCACGAGAUUAUUCACAUACAGCGCUGAAGCUUGCUAAGAGUCAACAGUGCCGAAAACGCAUACUUUGGGAGAAGAUCUGGUGCAAUCUAGGUCAUGUGUAUCGUCAUGAACCUUUGCGCAAUUACGAUAGAUCAUUGACCUGCUUUGAAAACGCACUAAACCGAAAUCCAAAGAAUACAGACGCACGAGCGACUGUAGGUAUGAUCUAUCAGCUCAAGGGGUGCACUGCCAAAGCAAUCCAGGAGUAUCAUCAGGCGCUUCGUGACGCCACAGACAAUACGGAGCUCAUACAGGAAUUGCUAGAUAUAUCGCUUCGAACGAAUGCAGCCACACCCUUUAAAGAUGUUGAUCCCUUCCUAGGUGGUGGUUUUGAUGUGUUCCAAAUGGCAGAAAGUUUGAAGAACAGUCGAGACGAGGUAGAUAUCGAACUGGAUGAAACGUAUUGGGGAAACGAAAGAAAAGAAGAGGAGACUCAUGAAAAUGUCGAAAUUGAACUGGAUGAGACGGACUUGGGGAACGAACGAAAAGAAUAUAUGCGUCAUGAUGAAUUGAUGGGUGAUACAAUUAUUGGUGAUGAAGGAGAUAGGCCCAGUAUGGGACGUGAUUGGCUUUAA
Messenger RNA from Rhizopus microsporus ATCC 52813, 2109 nucleotides. Its product is annotated as TPR-like protein. Bases 1 to 2109 code for a protein of 702 amino acids. Gene Ontology annotation, biological process: cell division. The record is from RefSeq and is a predicted model, not a curated record. Gene Ontology annotation, molecular function: protein binding. The transcript is spliced from 9 exons. Lineage: Eukaryota; Fungi; Mucoromycota; Mucoromycetes; Mucorales; Rhizopodaceae.